AUGGCUCGGUCUUGGUUGACCGCUAGCCUCCUCGGCUUGGUUCGGCUUUCAGCCGCUCUAGGACCACAGCUCGGCUUGCCUGAAAUGUGGGAAGAGUUUCGUCGCGAGUCUGAGCUCGAAACUGUCGUCCAGACAGCGUCAACGUCAGUGACCUUCAGAUUGUCGACAAACGGCACUGCACCGGGCGCGCCGAACCCUGCUACCCUCUACAAGGCCUACAACCUCUCGGUCCCCAUUGACCACUUCCACAACGACUCCAUGUACGAGCCACACUCGAACGGAACGUUUCCCCUCCGGUAUUGGUACGAUGACCGGUUCUACAAGCCUGGUGGUCCUGUUAUCGCCCUUGCAGCGGGCGAAACCAAUGGUGCAGGCCGUUUGCCUUUCUUGCAGAAAGGAAUAGUUGCCAUUUUGGCUGAAGCAACCAACGGAGUUGGCGUUAUCUUGGAGCACCGAUAUUACGGCAGCAGCUACCCUACUCCAGACUUCAGCACAAAAAAUCUACGAUUCUUGACUACUGAUCAAGCGUUGGCUGACACGGCGUAUUUCGCGAAGCACAUCGUCUUCCCUGGUCAACUUGCUAAGAUCAACUUGACGGCUCCCGAGACGCCAUGGAUCAUGUACGGUGGCUCUUACGCUGGCGCGUUCGUCGCGUUCCUCCGUAAGGUGUACCCUGAUGUGUUCUGGGGUGCUAUCUCAUCCUCCGGCGUCACUGCCGCUGUGGUGGACUUUUGGGAGUACUAUGAAGCCGCAAGGCUCUACUCCCCUGAUGGUUGCGCCGAAACUACGCAGAAGUUGACCCACGUUGUCGACAAUGUUCUUUUGCAAAAAGGAAAUACCACGAAAGACGACAUACUGACCCUAAAGACUGCUUUUGGUCUCCAAAACGUUACCGAAAAUGUCGAUUUUGCCAGCACCAUACGGGGUGGUAUUGGAGGCCUGCAAAGUCGCAACUGGGACCCGGCCAUUGACGGUCGUGCCUUUUUACGCUAUUGUGGUAAUAUGACUUCGGACAAGGUCAUCUGGCCUGCAACAGAGAAACUGGACUCUACAAUUCGCUACUUACUGAAAAGUGGCGGUUACGAGUCUGAGGUCGAGGAGUUGAUUCCACGAUUCAAGAAUUACAUCGGCUACGUCAACUUCACUAGUGUGUCCACUUGCCGCCAAACACAAGACGAAUGCUUUGGAGCUGGAAAUGAUGAAGAUUAUGCCGAUGAUGACCUCAAUGCGUCUUGGCGUCUCUGGUCAUACCAGUAUUGCUCACAAUGGGGUUACCUUCAGACGGGAUCCGGUGUGCCAAACAAUCAACUUGGGCUGAUUUCGCGAUUGAUCGACAUUGAUUUCACCACCAGGAUCUGUCGAAAGGCCUUUAACAUUACCACGCCACCCGACGUUGAUGCCAUCAAUAAGUACGGUGGUUACAAUUUUAGCUACCCACGCGUUGCAAUCAUAGAUGGCGAGUCAGACCCAUGGCGUGCUGCAACUCCCAACAAGAUCGGGUUAGCAAGGCCCGAGUCGACCACAAAAGAGCCGAAUCUUGUCAUUGCGGGCGGAGCGGUUCAUCACUGGGAUGAAAACGGCAUUUUUAUAAACGAAACGACUUCUGAGCUGCCCCCACUGCCGGUGAAGGAAGCCCAAGACUUUGAGGUAGAGUUUGUACGAGCCUGGCUGCAGGAAUGGAAGGAGACGAAUGGCCAGAAGGUAACAGUCAGGGAGGUUCGCUGA
Molecule: messenger RNA, 1725 nt
Organism: Colletotrichum spaethianum
Lineage: Eukaryota; Fungi; Ascomycota; Sordariomycetes; Glomerellales; Glomerellaceae
Product: putative extracellular serine carboxypeptidase
Exons: 2
Coding region: 1-1725 (574 amino acids)
Biological process (GO): proteolysis
Molecular function (GO): dipeptidyl-peptidase activity; serine-type exopeptidase activity
Source: RefSeq, a predicted model, not a curated record